Molecule: messenger RNA, 1820 nt
Organism: Coffea arabica (coffee)
Lineage: Eukaryota; Viridiplantae; Streptophyta; Magnoliopsida; Gentianales; Rubiaceae
Source: RefSeq, a predicted model, not a curated record
GGGAGGGCAGAGAUGGGAGGGGUUUAAAGAAGGGAAAGAGGGUCAACAUGGGCAAAAUUUGAGUAAUAAUGAAGGGACUUUAGUGAACGGUAAGGAAAUGAAUGUGAAUGGGAAUGAGAAUUUGGAGAGUGGUGAGGGAAGAGUAGGGAAUGGAAAGGUGGAGGAGAAGAAAGAGGCAGUUGUCAAACCUGAAGUGGAUAGUUCAGUUGAAGUCACAGGAAGCAGACAAGCAGUCUCCUCUGGUUCAUGUAACGUGGAAAAUGAUACUCACUCUGAGCGCAUACCACAACAAGAGCAGAACCUUACAGUUACUCCAAAAACAUUUGUUGCUAAUGAGACAUUUGAUGGAAAAACGGUUAAUGUGGUUGAUGGACUGAAACUAUACGAAGAAAUUUUUGAUAACUCAGAAGUUUCAAAACUUGUUGCAUUGGUAAAUGACUUGAGAGUUGCUGGGAAAAGAGGACAGUUUCAGGGACAAACAUUUGUGGUCUCUAGGAGACCCAUGAAGGGUCACGGCAGGGAAAUGAUUCAAUUUGGCCCGCCCAUUGCAGAUGCACCACCUGAAGAUGAGGCUUCAUCAGGGACCUCCAAAGAUCGGAAAAUGGAACCAAUCCCUAGCUUGUUUGAAGAUAUUAUUGAACGUUUGGUUGCCUUGCAAGUUGUUAGUGUGAAGCCAGACUCUUGCAUUGUUGACAUAUUCAAUGAGGGUGAUCACUCACAGCCACAUACAUGGCCUCAUUGGUUCGGAAGGCCAGUGUGUGUUCUGUUCUUGACAGAUUGUGAAAUGACAUUUGGCAAGGUAAUUGGGAUAGAUCAUCCAGGGGAUUACAGAGGAUCCUUGAGACUUUCGCUUACACCUGGAUCCCUGAUGCUACUUGAUGGAAGAUCCUCGGAUUUUGCCAGACAUGCAAUCCCCUCCAUCCGGAAACAGCGCAUUCUUGUCACCUUAACAAAGUCACAGCCAAAGAAGAUUACAUCCAGUGAUGCUCAACGUUUUCCUUCCUCUGCUCCAGUUCCUUCUCACUGGGUUCCACCUCCAGGCAGGUCACCUAAUCAUAUUCGGCAUCCUGUCGGCCCAAAGCCUUUUGGUCCAGUGCCCACAAAUGGUGUAUUGCCAGCUCCACCUGCUCGUCCACCAUUACCACCUCCAAAUGGCAUCCAGCCAAUUUUUGUCCCUGCUGCAGUUGCCCCAGCCAUACCUUUUCCUGCACCUGUUGCUCUGCCUCCCGCUACUGCUGCAUGGCCAGCAGCCCCUCCAAGGCACCCUCAGCCUCGGUUGCCAGUCCCUGGCACUGGAGUUUUUCUUCCUCCAUCUGGUUCUGAAAAGGACGAAAGGGAGGGGAAUUCAAAAGUUGACAAUGCUUCUCCAAAAGUUGCAGUCAGUGAAAAGGUGGAACAGCAAGAAUGCAACGGGAGCACCGAUGAAAUUGACGGCAAGAAAUCAAUAGGGAAGGAAGAGCAGCAUGACAGUGUUGAUUUGAAGGCAACUGGGGGAUCAGUGUAGAGUUAAGAGAAAACAAGGAGGAGUUGGCGGUGAAGAUGCACAUUUUGGGAGAAGUGUAGGCUCGAAAAUAUAGUUGAGUUUUGAAGCAAAUGUAAAGAGCGGCAAAAUUGAUACUUACACUUUUCACACCUACAGCAGGGCAUGGGGAAAGGUGUUAAUCUGGUCUUUUGUCUAAUGCCUCUGCUUGCUGCUGCUUUUUUGUUGUGUCAAUACUAUAUGGAUUCUUAAAGAGUAUUUAUUAGCUAGGGGACUCUUUCACACAAUUUCGAAGUAGUUCCAUCUCCUAGACACUCUUCUAUCUGAUCUUGCUUCCACA